AUGGUUUAUGACUUUUUUGAUAAACAUAUUUUCCUCUGCGAGAUGUAUGUCGAGGAAGCAGACAAGAUACAGAAGUUGAUUCUGAAUUUCUUCCCAUUUGAUAAUUCGAUUCAAAUAGUUGAUCCGGAACGUGGUAAAUUUCUACUGCGAAGGAUGCAGCUGCCCACUCUGAAAUUAGAAAUGUUGCAAGUGGGCAACAUUGUUAACAUAUUCUCCAAACUACUCCUUAUAACGGACUGCGCACCUAUUACACGUAAAAAGCUAUUCAAAAACUUCGAAAAGACAUUUGCUCUCAUCAAACCAUGCUCACCAAACAUCCACGGAAACAUCAUCACGUUUAUUUUAAAGAACGGCUUCCGCAUAACACGUAUGAAAAACGCGAGAGUGACUAAAGAUUUCACAGUAUUAAUGUACAAAAACAUAUCGAACAACGAGAAGUUGCCGAUUAUUAUCGAUUAUCUAACAAGUGGUGAAGUAAUAGGACUUGAAUUAGUCGGUCCCAACGCCGUGGCUAAGUGGCGCAACUGUCUGGGCGCCACCGAUCCGAAAGAGGCUGCCCCUGGGACCCUUAGGUAUCUCUUUGGUGAGAACACGCUUAGAAAUGUUGCACACGGCUGCAAUGACGUUGAAGAUGCCAAAAUAAUACUAGACGAGUUUUUUGGUUAUGUCAACAAUAUACCUAAAGUACCAUUCCGAGCUACGUUUAGAAAUUGCACUUGCUGCGUGAUCAAACCGCACGCAAUCUUUGACGGACAUUUCGGCUCGAUUAUAGAAAUAAUAUCUACAUCGGGGAAAUUUUAUAUAUCAGCAAUGGCCAUGUUUAGGGUGAACGUUGCAAACGCUAAAGAGUUUUUCGAAGUGUACGAGGGAGUGUUGCCAGAAUAUGAGGAGAUGGCAAUUCAUUUGUCGGAAGACAAAUGUCUCGCAUUAGAAGUUAAAGCUCUUGAUCCUAAUGUGAAUUGUGUUUGUGAAUUUAGGAAGCUGUGUGGACCCCGAGAUCCGGAAUUGUGUAGGCAACUCUAUCCGGAUACAAUAAGAGCUAAAUUUGGUAAAACUAUUCUCCACAAUGCUGUCCAUUGCACGGACCUACCAGAAGACGGUGAAACAGAAGUUGAAUAUUUCUUCAAACUUAUUUCUGUUAGUAGUGAUUAAUGAAUUUUUUCCUUUGUAUUGGAUAUUUUAGUGAGU
This is a messenger RNA of Amyelois transitella, 1188 nucleotides long. RefSeq names its product nucleoside diphosphate kinase 7-like. Gene Ontology annotation, molecular function: nucleoside diphosphate kinase activity. Gene Ontology annotation, biological process: UTP biosynthetic process; GTP biosynthetic process; CTP biosynthetic process. The transcript has a single exon. Gene Ontology annotation, cellular component: centrosome. NCBI's taxonomy places the organism in Eukaryota, Metazoa, Arthropoda, Insecta, Lepidoptera, Pyralidae. Bases 1 to 1152 code for a protein of 383 amino acids. The record is from RefSeq and is a predicted model, not a curated record.